AUGUGCUCCUGGAUCCGCUUCAUCUACGAAUGCCGCUGCAUCGGGCAGUACAUGGCGACACGGUACUGCCAGCGCGGGCCCUGCCCCACGGGCAUGGGCGAGGUGGUGCUGCUCAUCAUACACCGCUUUGUGUGCGGCCCGUGCGGCGAUCUGAGGAUGCAGGUGGCGAGGAGCGAGGCGGCGAAGAAGAAGUAA
This is a messenger RNA of Morchella sextelata, 195 nucleotides long. RefSeq lists its product as uncharacterized. The coding region runs from base 1 to 195 and encodes 64 amino acids. The transcript has a single exon. NCBI's taxonomy places the organism in Eukaryota, Fungi, Ascomycota, Pezizomycetes, Pezizales, Morchellaceae. The record is from RefSeq and is a predicted model, not a curated record.